AUGGCCGAACCUUCUUCUCUCGAUGUUUUACUGAAAGGCAGCUCCGGCCGGAAUACGCGCGGUCUCUUGCGGAUCGUCAUCCUUUUGACCGUUGCGGCUGCUGCGGUCGCGAGUCGUCUUUUCAGUGUAAUCCGCUUCGAAAGUAUUAUUCACGAGUUCGAUCCAUGGUUCAACUUCCGAGCAACGAAAUACUUGGUUGAAAAUGGUUUCUAUAGUUUCUGGGAUUGGUUUGAUGACCGAACCUGGCAUCCCCUGGGCCGUGUCACUGGUGGCACCUUGUACCCGGGGCUGAUGGUGACCAGCGGUGUGAUCUGGCACGUCCUUCGACUCUUGACAAUCCCCGUCGACAUUCGAAAUGUUUGCGUUAUGCUCGCCCCGGGUUUCUCUGGUUUAACCGCUCUGGCCAUGUACCUGCUGACCUGUGAGAUGUCGACGUCUCCUUCAGCUGGUCUUUUAGCUGCGGCAUUCAUGGGUAUUGCACCCGGCUAUAUCUCUCGAUCUGUUGCCGGUAGUUACGAUAACGAAGCAAUUGCCAUCUUUCUGAUGGUCUUCACCUUCUACCUUUGGAUCAAGGCUGUCAAGAAUGGCUCUAUCAUGUGGGGUGCAUUGACUGCUUUGUUCUACGGAUACAUGGUGUCUGCAUGGGGUGGCUACGUCUUUAUCACUAACAUCAUCCCCCUGCAUGUGUUCGUCCUCCUCUGCAUGGGACGAUACAGCUCCCGCGCAUACAUUGCUUACACCACGUGGUAUGCUUUGGGAACGCUUGGUAGCAUGCAAAUUCCCUUCGUUGGAUUCCUGCCUAUCCGUAACAGCGACCACAUGUCGGCCCUUGGUGUCUUUGGAUUGAUUCAGCUGGUGGCAUUCGCUGAAUUCGUUCGAGGGUUCCUCCCCGGCAAGCAGUUUCAGAGACUGCUUACUUCCAUGGUUCUCCUUACCUUUGGCAUUGGCUUUGCCGGUCUGGUGCUGCUCACCGUUUCUGGAGUCGUCGCCCCAUGGAGUGGUCGUUUCUAUUCGCUGUGGGAUACCGGCUACGCAAAGAUCCAUAUUCCCAUCAUUGCAUCUGUGUCUGAGCAUCAGCCCACAGCCUGGCCAGCCUUCUUCUUCGACCUGAAUUUCUUGAUUUGGCUCUUCCCCGCCGGUGUCUUCAUGUGUUUCCAGAGCCUGAAGGAUGAGCAUGUGUUUGUGAUCAUUUAUGCCGUUCUUUCGAGCUACUUUGCUGGUGUCAUGGUUCGUCUGAUGCUGACUCUCACUCCAAUUGUCUGUGUUGCAGCUGCGAUGGCCCUGUCCGCCGUCCUAGACAAUUUCUUGACCCUCGGGAAGCCCACACCUCCAUCGAAGGUAAAUGCAGACGGCUCAAAGUUCUUUGGCUCUGGGAAAGGGCCCAUGGUUGGUAUCUACUCCUCCAUCUCCAAGCUGUUCGUUUCGGGCACGAUCACCCUUUACCUCCUCAUCUUCGUCGCUCACUGUACUUGGGUUACUUCCAAUGCAUACUCAUCCCCCUCCGUUGUUCUGGCAAGCCGCAUGCCCGAUGGAAGCCAAUUCAUCAUUGAUGAUUACCGUGAGGCCUACUACUGGCUGCGUCAGAACACCCCUGACAAUGCAAAGAUCAUGUCCUGGUGGGAUUACGGCUACCAGAUCGGCGGUAUGGCUGAUCGCCCCACUCUGGUUGAUAACAACACUUGGAACAACACCCACAUUGCGACUGUUGGCAAGGCCAUGAGCUCGCGUGAGGAGGUCAGUUACCCGAUCCUUCGCCAGCAUGACGUUGACUACGUCUUGGUUGUGUUUGGUGGAUUGCUAGGCUACUCUGGCGAUGACCUGAACAAGUUCUUGUGGAUGGUCCGUAUUGCCGAGGGUAUCUGGCCUGAUGAGGUGAAGGAGCGUGAUUUCUUCACCUCUCGUGGCGAGUACCGCGUCGAUGAGGAGGCCACUCCCACCAUGCGCAACAGCUUGAUGUAUAAGAUGUCUUACUACAACUACCAAUCCCUCUUCCCGGCCGGCCAGGCUGUCGACCGGGUCCGUGGCGUGAAAUUGCCAGCGGAGGGCCCACAGCUCAAUACCCUCGAAGAGGCUUUCACCAGUGAAAACUGGAUCAUUCGUAUCUUCAAGGUCAAGGAUCUGGACAAUUUUGGCCGCGAUCACAGCAAUGUGGUCGCCUUCGACAAGGGUCUGAAGAAGAAGCGUGCGACCAAAAAGAAAGGCCCUCGCGUUCUGAGAACGGAGUAG
Penicillium chermesinum is the source of this 2226-nucleotide messenger RNA. Its product is annotated as dolichyl-diphosphooligosaccharide--protein glycosyltransferase subunit STT3. Bases 1 to 2226 code for a protein of 741 amino acids. Lineage: Eukaryota; Fungi; Ascomycota; Eurotiomycetes; Eurotiales; Aspergillaceae. The transcript is spliced from 6 exons. Gene Ontology annotation, cellular component: membrane. Gene Ontology annotation, biological process: post-translational protein modification. Gene Ontology annotation, molecular function: dolichyl-diphosphooligosaccharide-protein glycotransferase activity. The record is from RefSeq and is a predicted model, not a curated record.